Molecule: messenger RNA, 3189 nt
Organism: Girardinichthys multiradiatus
Lineage: Eukaryota; Metazoa; Chordata; Actinopteri; Cyprinodontiformes; Goodeidae
Product: zinc finger protein 660-like
Exons: 13
Coding region: 1014-2843 (609 amino acids)
Biological process (GO): regulation of transcription by RNA polymerase II
Molecular function (GO): RNA polymerase II cis-regulatory region sequence-specific DNA binding; DNA-binding transcription factor activity
Source: RefSeq, a predicted model, not a curated record
GUGAAGAUACCUAAACCCUCGAAGAAGAGGAGGCAGCUGGAGAAGAAGGCCGAAUUAAAAAAACAAAAAAACACAGACUAGUUCGUAGUUCCUGACAGCUGCUGCUCGCCUCUGGAAUAACAAGCUUUAAGUUGGCUUCAUCCCUGUUUAUAUCCCGGGUUUUCCCGUGACAUCCUUCAAAGCUGUCUCCCGCAACGCGUUAUGUUUGAGGUUGACCAAUAGUCAUAAUGUUCUACACUGUCCAUAGAUGACAUUGUGAUCUAUAGUGGGAGAAGGAUGAAUGUGGAAGAGAGGUGGAGGUUUACUCUGGAGAACAGAGAGGGGUCAUGUUUUUAAAUGAGACGGGGACGGUUGAAAAAGUGACUCUGGAAGGAGUAGAGACAUUGAAGAUGGAUGAAUUUAAGUUCCUUGGGUCAACCAUGCAAAGAAAUAUGUCAGCAGCGCAUAAGAGAGCCAAAGGUAUUUCAAGCAGGAUGGAAAUUACAGAAAGAGGAAGGCAAGAGUAAAAAGGAUCCUGGGCUCCAAGAUCCGUUGUCACUCAGUCUGAAUGGAACAUAUUGUGGCCAGACAUCUGGCCAACAGAAGGAGCAAAAAGCACCAGGAAGCCUCGGUUAUACCUGUGACCCACCAGAGAUCCAAGUGGUCAUCAAAGAGGAAGAUGAGAACUGGACUGUGAGUGAAAAUUAAAAGACCCUUGGUACAGAGGGAGGAAAGAAAAGAAACCAUCCAGAUGCUCGUUUUCCUCGCUUUAAGGCCUUCAGGAAAGAGAGUUCUGCUGCAUGUGGUCUAAAGACACAUCAGAGAGAACAUCCAGAGGAGUUGGAUGGUCAAAGUCUCUGUGUGCAGAAUCCUACUGCAAAUGACGACAGCAGAAACACACGCUUACAAGCUCUAAUCAGAAACUUUCUGGUGCUCAUGGCAAGGAAUCAGAAAAUGUCUGUGAGUGGAAAAACACAGGACAGAAGCCAUUCUCCUGCCUAGUACUAGACAUCUCACCAAGUCACAAAGCCAACAUGAAAUCCAACCUGAGAACGCCGGCAGAGGAGGAGUGUACCCUAGAACAGAGCACAUCUUCAGACGCAGCAGAAGAUCUCCACCACACAAGCAAAUCAGCACCUUACCAAACUUAUUCCUCUGAACGUACCCACCCAAAGGUUGCCUCUGCCAACCUGAACAACAGAACGCUCCAUUUAACUGUCAGACUUCAGACCGGGCAAAAGGAGGAUGAGCAAGAACCGGUGGAAGAAAUUGGUGGCUUAAUCAACUCAGAUGGAGAGGUGGUGGCAUGGGAUGAAAGAGAUAAUUCUGACGAAGAUUGCGCAGAGGUUUCUCAUUCUGAGAAGGAAGUCAUCCUGGUUGAUUCUCAACUACAAGACCAGAGGGACUGCAGUAGUCCAACACUCAUCAUGGAAGUUGUAGGAGAAGACGAAGAAAACGAGGAAGGGGAGCAGGAAAAGGGAGUAGUAAAGAUGACCAGGAUCCUACCCUUACAUUCUGCAAGAACGCGAAGGAGACGACUGAAAAAGGUUAGGGUGCAAUCUUUAGAACACCCAGACAAAGGAGAACAUGUUCCUUUAAACGCUGCAAGAAGAAGAGUCAGGAGACAGAUUUCUCAAACUUCACUGCUGUGUGGGGUGGACUCAGAUACGAAUGAAGGAGUAUCAAGACGUAGCCGAAGAAGAAGAAAUAUCUGCACCUAUGCAGAACCAGAAGAAAUAAACUCAGAAACUAUCCCCUGUGUUACUGUAAAGCAACCUUAUCAGAAGAAAGAUGCCAAACAUUCUGCUGAAGGAGAAAACAAAAGUGUUUUAACUGGGAAGAGGCACCCUCGGAGAAAGAUGUUUCGUUUACCAAUAGAUAUACCUCCUGAGCUCCUGAAACAGCCCAAGGAGAAAAUCGAGUACCGCUGUUCAGUUUGCGGCAAAGAAUUUCCUCACGCAUACAAACUAGAGCGACACGAGUUGAUCCAUACCGGAGAAAAACCUUACUGCUGCUCUAUUUGUGGCCGGGGCUUUAACCAGAAGGGGAAUCUGAAAACGCACUACAAAGUCCACCUUGGCCGAAAAGAUGCAGUGGACUUUGAAGAUGAGGGGAAUCCCUCUCCAUCCGAACUCUCAGAGUAUUUGAAGUCCCUGCCAGGAGAAUCAAAAAUCCGGUCGUCCCUCCACUGCCUGGAAUGUGGGAAGGACUGCGAAAGCCAGUCGGCUUUACAAGCGCACCACGUUACUACGCACAGCCAGGCAACAGCUGGACCGGAAACAGCCGAGCACAGCGCAUCACAGUUUGUCUUCUGCCACCGCUGCAGCAUUCAGUUUGAUGACAAAGAGAAGCUAGAGGAGCACAUGAAAACCCACAUCAAGGAGAAGCGCUACUCGUGCCCAGACUGCGGCAAGAGGUUCAUCAAUGAGAGCUACAUACAAAUUCAUCAGCGCAUCCAUACAGGUGAGCGACCCUUCCUGUGCUCGCUCUGCGGCAGAGGUUUCCACACAGCUUCCUCCCUCAAACUCCACGAGAUGCAGCACUCUGGCGAGAAGCCUUACGCCUGUUCAAUCUGCGGAAAGACAUUUCAGAUCAACUCCUACCUGAACGCACAUUACCAGACCCAUAUUAAGGACAGGCCGUUCAUUUGCAGCGUCUGUGGGAAAGGCUACUCCAGAGCCGAGGAACUGAAGGUCCACCACAGGCUCCACACCGGAGAGAGACCCUACAAGUGUGGGGAGUGUGAAAAGAGUUUCAUUUACCGGCAGGGGUUGCGGCAACACCAGCGGACGCACGCUGGACGACGUAUCGGGCCGACUAGGCAACUUGGCAGACCCAAACAACAGAGCAAGCUGGAAAUCUAACAGCUUUUUUCCAUUGAUGCAUUCCUGGUAUAAACUGUUCAGCAAUGUUGCAGUAAACUACUCUUCAUCUUCUAUCUUCCAUUCCUCCCACCUAGAGCAGAGACGGUUUCUAUGUCGGGAAAUGUGAUACAGAAAAAAGACUGGAGGCUUACUGUUUCAUCUUUGUUGUGUUUAGGUUUUGUGCCUAUGUUUUAAUGUCUCCUCUUUGCUGGUAGCCCUUUUGUUCAAUUUCAGUGCCUUUGUAUACUGCAUGCCAAAAAAUAGUAAAUGUUGUUCAAAAGAUGCACUAAAUUGAUGUUAUUUUAAACUCCACGUUGUUGAAAUACAAACAUUUGUUAGAAACACA